Messenger RNA from Electrophorus electricus (electric eel), 851 nucleotides. Lineage: Eukaryota; Metazoa; Chordata; Actinopteri; Gymnotiformes; Gymnotidae. The record is from RefSeq and is a predicted model, not a curated record.
ACAUGUGGACACUUAUACUCGUCUUGUCCAGUCUAUUCCCAGCUGGAACUGCUGCUGUAACUACAGUAACUGGAUACAAGGGCCGUUCAGUUCAGAUCAGAUGCCCCUAUAAGUCUGGAUAUGAAACCCACUUGAAGUACGUCUGCAGAGGAGAGUGUUAUACUUUCCAGACUAAAGACAUCCCUGUUGAUUCUAAAACUGCUAAAGAUGAGAGAUUCUCUCUGAAUGAUGACACAGCAGCCAGAGUCUUCACUGUUACCAUCACUGAUCUGAGAUCUGAGGAUGGAGGAAACUACUGGUGUGGAACACAGCAGAAAGUGCAUGAUCACUACACAGAGAUUCUGUUAGUGGUUAAAGUGGGUGACCCGGCUCAAACCACAUUAUCUCACUCUACCAUAUCACACAUCCCUGUUCCACUUUCUGUCUGUGACAGUGAGGAGAUUAAAGACACCAGAAGUCAUUCUGUCUCAGAUGCUGGAGCUCCUACAGCCUACUCUACUGUCAAUCUAUCCACAAACCCCUGUGAUUCCUCCCAAACUGUUUAUGCCAACACCCAUUUAUCCACAAACCCCUACACAAGAGCUCCUACAGUCUACUCUACUGUCAGUCUACCCACAAACCCUUCUGGCCCCUUUCAAGCUGUUUAUGACCAAGUCCAAUUACCCACAAACCUCUGUGAUCUUACACAUACUGUUUCUGAUACUGUUUCACUACCAUCAAACUCUCCUGAUCAGGACACUUAUUGUACGGCUCAAUUACCCACACUUCUUUCUGAUUCCUCAGUGGGUGAUACACAUCAGUCAGAAGGGUUGUCUGCAGAAGCUCCAACUAAUACAUCAGUGAAGUUUUGA